Molecule: messenger RNA, 3784 nt
Organism: Tricharina praecox
Lineage: Eukaryota; Fungi; Ascomycota; Pezizomycetes; Pezizales; Pyronemataceae
Exons: 5
Coding region: 37-3390 (1117 amino acids)
Biological process (GO): endosomal vesicle fusion; vesicle-mediated transport; autophagy
Cellular component (GO): cytoplasm; fungal-type vacuole membrane
Source: RefSeq, a predicted model, not a curated record
CACAUCUCCACGAGCGCUACUUCUACGAUACAUAUAAUGGCGGAGCCUACCUCAACUGCAGUUGGGCCCUACAUCCUGCAGGACCUGGUGGAUGAUCUGCCGUUGGAUACUCUGGCGCAUCAGAAUGUUACCAUAACCUGCCUUGAAUCUUGGGGAAACAACCUAUACGUGGGAACCUCCGCGCAUGAAAUCCUCCAUCUUGUUUCCAUUCCGGCGACCCCAAAUCCCGCAUCUCCGAAGCCUGUAUAUAUCCAAGCUUCUCGAUUGGAACCUCAAUCAUCCCCUACAACCUCCGGCCAGCCGUUCAUAAAACAGAUAUUUGUUCUACCCACAGUGUCAAAAGCCCUAGUGCUAUCAUCCACCGGACUUCUCACAUUCUACACGCUUCCAGAGUUCUCACCAGCAUUCAAGGGCACCAAACUGAAAGAAGUCUCCUAUGUCGGUGGUCUCAACCUCAACGAAGAGGAGGCGGACCAGCGCCCUGGUGCCGAAUCGAGUGAAGGAAGACCAAAAUUGGUUAUGGCCCUCGCUAAAAGCAGGAUACGAAUGAUCCGGAUCGGCGAGGAGCUUCGACUCGUCAAGGACAUACCACUAUCGAAUACCCUUUCGGCGGUACGGCGCGAUAGUAUCGCUUGCGUGGCAACGAACCAGAAUUACAAUAUGCUCGAUAUCGAUAAUAUCCAGCGGAUACCGCUGUUCCCAAUAUCUACGGCUUCGGAUCCAGAUCUUCCAGCUCCUCCGGUAGAACCUCCGGCAGAACCACCGACAGAACCACCGGCGGAAGAAGCAUCUGAGGACUCCAGCUCACAGCUCCAUCCACCGCGCGCGUCCUCCCUUGCCGUCCGGGAAAGAAGAAACAGUUCUGCCACGGUCACUCGGGAGGGGUCUACGGCUGUCACCCAUAACAGAUCCGUGAGCGCGGGCAACAUACCCCCUGGGGGUAGUGAGCGAGGCUCUCGCAGACCAACCUCCCGGCUAGGGCAAAGCCACCUUACUCCCGACUCCGGAACCCCACGGACAUCGUCCCCAGCCCCGCCGACGGGUAGGCGGCGCUCACAAUCCAGAGGGUCUCGGGUGUCUUCGCCUGCUCCUCCGCCACCUCCGCCAAAGAGCCCUGAACCAAGGGGCGCGUUAAAACCACACAUUGCAUCGCCGUCACCGGGCGAAUUCCUGCUGACUACUGGUACAACCCCGGAGGAUCCGGGUGUGGGGAUAUUUGUGAAUAUGGAGGGUGAUGGAACGAGAGGCACAAUACAAUUUGAGCGAUACCCUGACCAGCUAAUCGUACAAGGUGGCUGGGUCAUUGCUGUGAUACAUGGCAAGGGUUUAGAUAUGCAGCGGUGGGAUCUAGAGGAUGAAAGCUCCCUCGAUGAGGCGGACAAAAAGGGGACUAUACCGCUAGAAGGCGAGGUGCAGCUGCAGGAAGUGCUUGGGUUGGAUGGCACAAUAGUAGCCGAUGCUGGGAGGACACUUCGACUCGUUCGUGUACCGCUUAAACCCGUGGAUGGCGCACCCAGCGAAUCUCCGGCCGACCAAAAGCGAAAUGAGGAGGAAAGAGUGAUAGCGCAACGUAUCUCCACGGUACAAAGCAGGGUCGUUGUCUUUGCUGGACCAAAAGUGUGGACAUUACUCCCAUGCCCGUUAUCAGUACGGCUCAAUUCGCGCCUUCCAAACUUUUCCGAUGAGAAUUUCGAUGGCAUCCUUGCUAGAGUGCGACGAGUGCUUCAUGUACUUCAUGAAGUGCAAUCGAUGGAGCCGGACUCCGAGACAAGUUUCCAUGAGGUGUCGUUUGUUAGGCAGAAGUGUGGGCUACUGGUACUUGGGGAACUCUUAAAGAUCACGCAAAAGCAAACCGCCGAUAUCACAGCCGAUGAAAUUCUAAAAGUGGAGGUGGCACUAAUAGAGAGUGCGCUCGAUCCUAGGUUUAUUGUCGCUCUUUUUGGUAACGCCUUUGAGGAGGAUAUAGUGGAAGGGGACGGCGGAGUAUGGGUUUAUGGUGGAGUGAAGGAGGUGUUCAUGAACCUGAAGGAGUCGAAGGAAGUGGGUAGCGCUUUCACUAGAGACGUGUUGCUGCUACUGAAGCGUGUGGCUGAUGAGAAGGAGGUCUUCUCAACGGUUGAUGCGGCGAUGCUGAGGGUGCUGCUGAUGCUGGACUCAGAAAAGUACUUGGUCGAUAGGGGACAGACUGUAGUCCCUGAAGGCAAUGUUCGGGCGGAGCUAUACGCUUUCAUCGAUGCCGGUGUUGACGAUAUCGCUGGUACGGCCUCUAUCCUCGAGACCUUCGGGCGACUCUAUGUUCUCAGCAUUCUUUACUCCAAGGCGAAGAUGUUCAGAGGUGUACUCGACACUUGGAGACGGAUACUCGACGGAGAAGACACCUCCGGCGAGUUUGAGAAUGGAGAAGUCAGGGUCAAAAAUUAUCUGCUCAAGAUGAGGGACCCAGAGCUCGUAGAAGAAUUUGGAUGCUGGCUUGCGACACGUAAUGCCGUGCUGGGAAUCCAGGUCUUCGCUGCCGAGGAAGCGAGAGUCAAAUUUGAAACCGCAAAGGUGCUUGAGAUGCUACGUGCACGGGCUCCUGAAGCGGUUCGACCGUAUGUUGAAUAUCUUGUUCUCGAGAAAAAGAAUACAGCUCACGCCAACGAGCUCAUCUUCCUAUACCUCGACGAUCUUACUCAUACGCUCUCAGUCGACCCUUCGGCGGUAACAGCCCUCCAAACGUCAUAUGAAUCUUACCGGGCUCUUCACACACCUAAACCCACCUAUCACGAAUUCAUCGUCGAUAAUUCACCAGCAGCCGGCUCCGAACCGUGGUGGCACAACCGCAUGCGACUACUUGAGCUCCUCGGUGGUGCUAGUGGCUAUGAUAUCGCCCAAGUCUCCGAGUCUAUCAAGCAGUACCGUGAAAUCCUCGUACCAGAAAUGGUGAUCCUCUACGGCCGCGAAUCCAAACACACGGACGCACUAAAGCUCCUCACCCACGACCUUCGAGACUUUGACACCGCGAUCAACUACUGCCUCUUUGGCGGUCUGAGCAUAUUCCAGACCCGAAAUGUCAUCACCGACCGUGCAGAGCAAAGCGAGCUCUUCGCCGUCCUGCUCGACGAGUAUUUGAAACUCAAGAACAUGAACGAAAGGAUCGAGCAAACCAGCCAGCUACUCGAGAAAUUCGGGCGCUGGUUGGAUGUUACUCAUGUCCUGAGUGUUAUUCCCGACGAUUGGAGUAUUGAUAUUGUGGGUGGGUUCUUGAUUACGGCGCUCAGACAGCUAGUCAGAGAGAAGGCUGAGGCGAAGAUCGAGAGAGCCAUAGGGAGGAGCAAGAAUCUUCGGGUUGAGGCCGAGUUUGUUAGACAGUGUGAUGAGAUCGGGCCCGUUGUUGAUUUGGGGAAUUAGGUGAUGUGUGCAUAUUAUUUUCUGGGCGUUUGGGAGUUGGAGAACGUUUCUUUCAUGUCUAGAUGGAGGGAAUAUAGGAUGCUUUUGGGCAGAGAGGACUAUCACUGAUUGCCAUUCUGAUGGCCACAGAGGACACAAGAAACAGCUUUGGACUGACGAGAGAGAGAACAUCAAUUCGUUUCGCAUACAGCCGUACUAUGUAGACGAUGGCGAACCAAACUAACUAGCAUUUCCCGUCUGCUCUGCAAAGGAUCGAGGUGGAAACUCCGCUAGCACACAGUCCGUUCCGCGCCACUGCAUACCAAAGCCGGUUGCUUUGGGCUAACGGAAUUAAGGCAAGGAGACGUGCUUUGAAUCUCUCGAGUGAGACUUCAUGCUUUCCGUGCGCGGCUCU